Cylas formicarius (sweet potato weevil) is the source of this 4978-nucleotide messenger RNA. RefSeq names its product TOX high mobility group box family member 4-like. NCBI's taxonomy places the organism in Eukaryota, Metazoa, Arthropoda, Insecta, Coleoptera, Brentidae. Gene Ontology annotation, biological process: regulation of transcription by RNA polymerase II. Gene Ontology annotation, molecular function: chromatin DNA binding. The coding region runs from base 440 to 2140 and encodes 566 amino acids. The record is from RefSeq and is a predicted model, not a curated record. The transcript is spliced from 9 exons. Gene Ontology annotation, cellular component: nucleus.
CUUAUUCCAACUCGUACUUCUGUGUCGGUCUGUUCGCGUUAACGUGUGACGUAAACGUCGUAAUCGCCACAGCCAACUGAGAGAACGCGAUAUGCUGGUGCAGUCGUAACAGCUGUCCGCGUAACCGGAUUUGUUGAACCACCGGAGCCGAAAGCUCGGGGGUCGCGCUCUCCAGGAUUUCCAAACAUUUUCGCUGUUGCCGUUCCAAUGUUGACGUAGUGAACGUUUUUUAUUUUGCGUUUUUUUGUUCGUGGGGUUUUUCGUUUCGUAUAUAUAUAUGUGACAGUUGGUUGUUUUUUUUGGAUUAUUGCGUAUCUACACUACUAUCGUCUGAGAGUAUUUUUUUGAAGACCCCGGACUUGAAACAAACGCCACAACGCUGGAACAUUUAAAGCCGAUCGUGGCUUCGAUCACUACUCUCAUCGGGAACUGUGAUAGUAUGGAGGCCACUUACUGCGUCGGCAGUGACGUUGAUGUUUGCAGGAUGUUCGAUCAGUACUUAUACAAGAGAUCAGAAAACGUCGACCUAUCAUUAAGUAUACCACAGUCCAACUUUCAAGCAAACGGCUACGAUAUGGGCGACCAAACCUUUCAUACGCCAAGUUUUGGAGAUGAGGAAUUCGACAUACCAGCCAUUAACCCCCAGCAGCAACAGCACGGUCAGCACACACAACAAGGACACGGGGAACACUAUCAACCACCUAUGCAGGGCAUGCAACAAAUGAGCCAACAAAUGAACCAACAGCAAGACGCGAUGGGGAUGCACGACCCUACAGGUGGUUAUCAACAGCCCCUUUACCUAUCCGGGCCCGAUCACGGUAUGGUCAAUCAGCAGUACCAUACCCCCCAAAGUAACUAUUCAAUGAGCCCCAGUCAGCAACAACAGCACAACAAUCAGCUAUUGAUGAUCCAUCAACAGCAACAACAACAACAUCAACAGAUGAUGAUGAGUCACGGGCAGCCGCCUCCCGGCUCGAUGGGUCAGUACGGGGCUUCGCCCCAGCAUCCCCAGGGCAGGGGAAAUAGUCCCCCGGCGCCACCCGGGCAAGAACACACGACCAGUGAGGAUAGUGAUGAUAGCACGCCUCAUCCUGCUAUGAUAACUGCUAUGAAGCGGCCAAGUCCAGAACCGGCAGAUCAGACGCUGACGAAAGCCCAAAAGAAACCGAAAGUUCAAAAGAAGAAAAAGAAGCGGGAUCCGAACGAACCUCAAAAGCCCGUUUCGGCGUAUGCACUGUUCUUCCGUGAUACCCAGGCCGCAAUCAAAGGACAAAAUCCCAACGCCAGUUUCGGAGAAGUGUCGAAAAUCGUUGCAUCCAUGUGGGACGGACUGGAUUCAGACCACAAAAAUGUCUACAAAAAGAAAACCGAAGCGGCAAAGAAGGAAUAUCUUAAAGCCCUUGCGGCGUACAGGGCCAGUUUGGUCUCAAAAGGUGCUGGUGAUAGCGAAGGCGGUCCGAUAUAUGGCAAUUACGGCAACUACAGCGGCCCACCGGGUGGUUCGCCUUACGGCGGUUACCAACCGCAGGGCACAAUACCGUCACCUCCGAUCACAUCCGGAGCACCAACUCCACCUGCCCAGUCACCAAUCGGUAAAAAACCCCCACAAUUGAUGGGCAGCAUGGGGUCACCUCAGCAAGCGCACAUGAUGCAGUCACCGAUGGGCGGCCACAUGACUAUGCAGCAGCACAUCCAACAACAGCAGCAGCAACACAGUAGUUAUAUGCAACAGGUUCCUCAGCAGCAGCACAUGCCCGUCUCGCCUCAUCAGCAACAAUCUCAUAUGCAACAACAGCAACAACAGCAGCAGCAGCAGCAACAGCAACAGCAGCAGCAGCAGCACAUGAGUCCGCCUCCGUCAAUGUCGAGGAGUUCGCCCCCCGUGUCUCAGACGGGGGGCGGGCCCCCUUCGUCGCAGCCGCCGCCACCGCAACAGCAACAACAAAAUAUGAACAACGCGCAGAUGCGGCCGCCAAACCCUUGCAUACGUCACGGCUGUCCUAACUCGGCCAUCACCAGCCCCGAAUGGGAGGACGAAUACUGCAGCAACGAGUGUGUCGUCAGUCAUUGUCGUGAUGUCUUUUCAAACUGGGUGGCCGGCAACAAGAACCAAUCGCAGAACUUUUCCGCCGUCAAAUAGAUAGUAGUUUAGAUAGGGGAACGAUGCGACAACCGUCGGCAGAAUAGGAAUACGUUUAUAUUGAUAGCAAUACAUAUAAUUUGGAUAUAUCGAGGAUUUCUAAUUACGUAGGGAGUUUGCAUGACGGAAACAAAAUGUCGAUAAAUCAGUUUCGAUCGUCGGAUAUGUAAUAGUGAGAGGCUAGAGUUAUAAAUUAAACAGAACAAGAUUGUAAAUAAAAUGAUAAUCAUUUUUAGUAAAAAAGAACCUUGUGAGGUUGUAUUGACGCAAGCAAUACGAGCAAUACGAUUUCAUAGUAUUAGUUAUACAAUUAACUAUUAUAAUCCUAGCGCAUACUAUUAUUACUUGUAUAUUAUUGCCGCGAGGGGGAUCGGGUCCGACGAAUACCGUUUCUCUCACAUUCCGAUCCGUCUCGCACGGAAAAAUUGUUACGCCCAUGCCGUGUAUAUGCAUGUUGUCUUGGAAAACCAUAGUUAGAUAUGUCCAAAGUACAUAAUAAUAUUAUAAAAAUUAGUUUAUUAUAUCUAUAUAGUUAAGCCUUUACCGUUAACUCCCGUGAUUGUUUCUUUUGUCGGAGGUGAGCGUCGACGAAUAUGAAAAAACUUUUUUUUUAGUUUUGAAUUUAUGUCGCAACAAAAAACCAUCUAUGAUGUGCAAUGUUUUCUUUAUAUAACAUUAGUAUUAAUUUUUCGUUGUUUUGAUCCCAUUGUAAGUAGUAUCAAUGAUUACUUGACUUUCGAACUUGGUAAAAUUCGGAUUUUUUCGCUUUUUUCUAGAGAUUAAAGGGUUUAUUUUACAAUUUGUGUCUUUUUUUUAUCGUUGAAUAAACUUUCCACAACAGCCACAUAAAAAUUACGUUUUAAAGCGAGGCGACGGCAACGAUGAGACAAAAAGAUGGAAAUGGGGGAAAAUGGAAUAACAACCAACUGAAUAUUAAUUGUAAUUGUACAAACAAACGUAAGUGAAUUUGUCGCCAAUUUUUUAUAUGCUGAUAAUUAAUUAUCCAUUUCAAAAAAUUGGGGAAAAAUACUGGUUGUUGUUAUUCUUGACUUGUCAACGCACGUUAGAAUCAAUACACUUAUGAAGCGAUAAGUCAAUGCUACAUUUUAAAAUACUUAAAAUGUAAUUUUUCAUAUUUGCAAAUUAAGGUCCCUUGAUGUUGAUAAAAUCAAACCAAGAAAUGCCAGACUCAGUCGAUGGUAUCAAGAUUGCUUAUAGGACGGGUUAAAAGAUUUUGCGUUAUUUUUAUCCAUUUUUAUGAAAAUCUAUUAGCGAUAGGCUAUGAAAGGUUAAUGUGAUAAAGAAUAGAAAGGUGUAACUGAAAACUGUAACUUAACAAUAAGUUUUUUACCAAGUUCGACAAAUUAAAAUCUGUAAAAAAUAUAAAUACGCAACUUUGUAAAUAUAAAUAUUUUUUUGUUAGUAGGACCCAAAGUGUGUCUAGAAGACAAUGUUUCAGUCCCACUUCCUCACAGUCCCGUUUACGUGGCAAAAGUUUGAAUGCAGUAGAUGUCUACGCAACACGUAGUACGUACAUGUGUGAUAGUAUACAGGGUUGAGUUUAUGAUAAUCAAUAAAAUAAGGAUUUUUGAGGGAUAAAAACCCUGAUUUAAACUCGACUAUGUUCUUAUUUUUUCCAUUGCUAACGACGACAUAUCAACAUUCCUGCAUGGCAGCGUGAUCACUAGCACAAAAAGACUUUAAUUUUGUCAGACAAUAUUUUAGUACUGCCAAAAGUUUGGUAACCGCUGUAGGUGCAAAUAAUUCGAGUUCAACAGUGCAGAGCAAAAAAUGGAAAUAUAAUUAAGAGUAUUUGAGUAAAACUUUAAAGUUGUUUAGACCGAAUUUCACUCAUAUAAUGAUUUAAUGUAUGAAUUAUUAUUCUAUAUUUGUUGUAUUUUUUAAUUCCACUUGUUUAUGGCAGUUAACUGUAUUUUUAAACCAUAUAUAAUUAAACUUGAAAUGUUUCCUUCUACAAAACAGUUACCAAACAUGCACGAAGUUUUAGCAGUAUUACACUUAUUUGGCGAUUUAAAAAAACGCGUUUCUGAAAUUGGAAAAUUGUCUUGAAUAAAGCAAGAAAAAGACGCUUUGAAAAUUAUGUUGGCUGUAACGUAAACCGGACUACCAAAUUGUGUUAUUCCGUUUUGUUGUACAUAGAUUCCUUGAGACUAGUGUGUAGUACAAUUAUUUUUAUAUCAUUGACCAAUCAAAGUUACGCUUUUUUCGUCGGUGUAUAUAAAUUUGCCGUUGUUACUUUUAUUGUUAUCGAUGUGAGCAAAACCGUAUACAUUUUUGCGCGAUCAUCCCCUAGUAUUAAAAUACGUGGUGAAGGAUGUAUAUUUGUGAAUAUUUUUUAACGAGUUGUUAAAAUUAUUCGGCGCGAGCCGGUCGAUUUCGCGCAUGGACGGCGAAAAUUAAUUAAGUGCCAACAAAGUAUUCAGCGUGGUUCCUGAUUUAGGAGGGGAAUUCGAUUGGCUCGGCCUGGGCAUAGAAUUGUCUAAAAUAGUACGUAAUUGAUCUGAUUCCUGGCUGUCUAGUGACGUUUUCCAUUUUAAAAUCACCACUUAGAGACUGUUCGGAAGAGGUGUUUUGUAAGAAUUGUAUAAACAUUUAAGUAGUUAAGGUACGAAAUGAUUAUCGAGAUUUACAAUUUUUUUUAUACUGGGUUCGUGUUGAAUGGGAAGAAAGGACUGGGACAAAUCGAGGAGGCGCAAGUCUCGAACUUUUAAGUAAAAUUAUUUAAGUACAUACAAUUUUACGUUUCACUAUUACAUUGUAAAUAACAUGAUAUUUUAUCUUGGCAAGCACACAACCUAUACUAUGUAAUCAAUUAAU